AUGAACAACUUCAUUGGUGUUCGCCUUAUCCUGCUGGUUGGGGUGUUGGCAAUCCAAGCAGCCAUCGUUGUUGCCGGAUUCAACUACAGUGAAGCUCUCGACAAGACCUUCAAGUUCUUCGAGGCACAGAGGUCAGGUAAACUGCCGUUCGACCAGCGUACCAAGUGGCGAGGUGACUCUGGCCUCAAGGACGGUUCUCUUCAAGGAGUGGAUUUGGUGGGAGGAUACUAUGAUGCAGGGGAUCAUGUGAAGUUCGGGUUGCCGAUGCCGUUUACUGUUACGAUGCUCGCAUGGGGAACUAUUGAAUACAUGAAGGAAAUCACUGAUCUAAACCAAAUGGGACAUACUUUGUGGGCGAUCCGAUGGGGCACGGAUUACUUCAUCAAGGCUCACACUCAACCUAAUGUCCUCUGGGGGCAGGUUGGGGAUGGGGACUCCGAUCACUACUGUUGGGAGCGUGCAGAGGACAUGACGACCCCGAGAACGGCUUACAAGCUCAACCAGAAUCAUCCUGGCUCGGACCUUGCUGGUGAAACUGCUGCUGCUUUGGCUGCUGCUUCUAUAGCUUUCAAGCCUUACAACUCUUCUUACUCGGAUCUCCUCCUAGUCCAUGCCAAGCAGCUUUUCUCAUUUGCUGACAGAUUUAGAGGCCUAUACGAUGAUUCCAUCCAGUGUGCUAAGCAGUUUUAUAAAUCGUCCGGUUAUUCGGAUGAGCUGUUGUGGGCUGCGACUUGGCUAUUCCGAGCAACCGGCGAGAAACAAUAUCUGAAAUAUGUCGUGGACAAUGCUGUCUAUAUGGGAGGAACGGGAUGGGCAGUCAAAGAGUUCUCUUGGGACAACAAGUAUGCUGGUGUGCAAAUCCUUCUUUCAAAGGUGCUUAUGGAGCAAAAAGGAGGUGCAUACACUUCAACACUAAAGCAAUAUCAGGCCAAAGCAGAUUACUUUGCCUGUGCUUGCCUGCAAAAGAAUGAUGGCUACAAUUCCCUCCUCACCCCUGGAGGCUUAAUGUAUGUUCGUGAAUGGAACAAUCUGCAAUAUGCAUCAACAGCAGCAUUUCUUCUUGCUGUGUACUCUGAUUAUCUCUCUGCAGCAAAUGCGAAACUCAAUUGUCCUGAUGGCCAAAUUCAACCUCAAGAAGUUCUAAACUUUGCUAAGUCUCAGGCCGACUACAUUCUGGGCAAAAACCCCGUGUCAAUGAGCUACUUGGUAGGUUACGGACCGAAAUAUCCGAUCCACGUUCACCACCGUGGCGCUUCGAUUGCCUCGAUCUCAGCUCUUUCUUCUUUAGUGAGCUGUGUUGGUGGAUUUGAGGACUGGUACCGCCGCCCCGGAGUGGAUCCAAAUGUCGUUUAUGGAGCACUGGUGGGUGGACCAGAUCAGAACGACGACUUCAACGAUGAUCGUUCGAAUUAUGAGCAAACUGAGCCUACACUUUCCGGGACUGCACCGCUUGUCGGCCUUUUCUCUAAGCUUGAAAGCCUAUACGGAAAUAUAGGCCAACAUAAACGACCAACAACAGCCCAAGCAUCCACAGGCUACCAUCACCCAGAAACACAUAUUCCUAGCACAAAAUCUCCAGCAGGCACACCGGUUAAGUUCCUACACUCGAUUACCAGCACAUGGAACGUUGGGAAAACAACUUACUACCGCCACAAGGUGGUAAUUAAGAACAUAUCUGGAAAGCCGAUAACAGAUUUGAAGGUGGCGGUGGAAGAUCUGAGGGGGCCUUUAUGGGGUCUUUCUCCAACUCCAGUCAAGAACACAUAUGAGCUUCCACAAUGGUUUGCAGUGUUGAAGCCUGAUGCAGACUGCAAUUUUGUUUACAUUCAAGAAGGUCCACAAGCCGAGGUUUCAGUUCUCAACUACCAUUAUUACAGAAACGUACUUCAUACCAGUCCCAGAAAACUCAUUGUACAUUGUUAA
Messenger RNA from Hibiscus syriacus, 1923 nucleotides. RefSeq names its product endoglucanase 5-like. Gene Ontology annotation, biological process: carbohydrate metabolic process. The coding region runs from base 1 to 1923 and encodes 640 amino acids. Gene Ontology annotation, molecular function: hydrolase activity, hydrolyzing O-glycosyl compounds; carbohydrate binding. The transcript has 9 exons. The record is from RefSeq and is a predicted model, not a curated record. Lineage: Eukaryota; Viridiplantae; Streptophyta; Magnoliopsida; Malvales; Malvaceae.